UAGCGGAGGUUCUGCUCCGGCCCGGGAUGGAGCCGAGGCGCGCGCGCUGCCGCUGCGAACCGCCGCUGUUUGUGCGGAGCCGCCCGUCCGCUCGCUGAGCAGGCGCCGCGAGGGCGCGGAGACUGCCCCCGAGUGCCUCGACCCCGCGGUGCCCCUCGCCGUGUCCCCUCCGCCGAGUGAGUGGACUAACACGCGUGGGCGGGUCCCGGAGCCGGGCUCCUCCUCUCCGCGCUGCCGCCGAGCUCCUGUCGGGACCCGAGAGAUGAGCUGCACAAUCGAGAAGGCGCUGGCCGACGCCAAGGCCCUUGUUGAGAGGCUGAGGGACCAUGACGACGCUGCAGAGUCCCUCAUCGAGCAGACCACAGCCCUCAGCAAGAGAGUGGAAGCCAUGAAGCAGUAUCAAGAAGAAAUCCAAGAACUUAAUGAAGUUGCAAGACAUCGGCCACGAUCCACACUCGUUAUGGGAAUCCAACAAGAAAACAAACAAAUCAGAGAAUUACAACAAGAGAACAAAGAACUGCGAACAUCCUUGGAAGAGCACCAGUCUGCCUUAGAACUGAUAAUGAGCAAGUACCGAGAGCAGAUGUUCAGAUUGCUAAUGGCUAGCAAAAAAGAUGACCCAGGCAUCAUAAUGAAGUUGAAAGAGCAACACUCAAAGAUUGACACGGUGCAUCCUAACCCCUGCGAAGGAGUCUUCCUCGAUGCGUCUCGGCACGUCCUUGAAGCACCUCAGCACGGACUGGAGAGGAGGCACCUGGAAGCAAAUCAGAAUGAGUUGCAAGCACACGUUGACCAGAUCACCGAGAUGGCAGCAGUAAUGAGAAAAGCUAUUGAAAUUGAUGAACAGCAGGGUUGCAAGGAACAGGAACGAAUAUUUCAACUCGAACAAGAAAACAAAGGCUUGAGGGAGAUCCUUCAGAUAACUCGAGAAUCCUUUUUGAACCUCCGGAAGGAUGAUGCAUCAGAGAGUACAUCUCUUUCCGCAUUAGUGACCAACAGUGACCUGAGUCUGAGGAAGAGCUGAGUGGCUUUCUGCGUGUCACUAGGAUGGGCCCCGCUGUGGAUGGAUGAGCAUAAACUUCAGUCGGUCCUUUUCCCUCAAUAGUAUGUAAGGUACACUGGCAAGAGACAGCAGAAGAAUGGAUCACCAGUGGUCAUACUCGAUCCCAAACAAGAAAGGAGAAGCUGAGCCACAGAGAGAGCAGGGGGUCCUGACAGUACUGCAGAGCACUGCAGUCUCAGAACUGCUGUCGGCUUCCUGGAUGACACGGGGGCCACCCUGAAUACUCCCAAUAAACAUUGGAAAUCCUAAAUUUUCCCAAUUUCAAACGCAAGUUUUGCUGUGGUUUUCUGAAUGGAAGACUAUUCUAAGUCUUACCCUUCCUGCUUAGUGUCAGAGUUAACAUUCUUACGUACCAUUGAGGCAUCUGCCUUAGUGCUUACCUGUCAGCUUUCCCGUGUGUUCAGUCUUCCUCAAAGACAGCUCCAAGGCUAUAGGAAUGUGUUACUGGCACCACAGAUAGAAGGAAUAUUCUUCUAUCUCGUUCCUAUAACUCUUAGCUAGCACUUCUAUGACUUGUUAAGUGUAUGCAGUACCAUCUCAGGAAGGACCGAGAGGUAUACUUUCUAAGAAAGACAGCCCUGUAGACACAUUUAGUAGGUUAAACUACUUUGGAAGAUUGUUUUGGUUCUGGGUUAACAACGGAACCAGCUUUUCCUCCUCUCUCCUUGAUGUUUAAGGACUGAGAGACAGUGCCGUGAUUAGUGCAACAAGAUAGGCACGGUCAUCUCCAAGUAAAUUGGGAAUUGCUGUGCUCUUGUUUUCAGAAAGUACUCUUCAAAUACUUAGAAAGUACAUGCAGGUUCCAAAAACAAAUUUCUGGAUUCAGAUCUAAGCUCCGUUUGGUUCUUAUGCCUGUGAGGUUUUCCCUACAGCUUACGACUCAGUAAGUGGCAGCAUUUUCCUUUGCAUUUAAAAAAUAUAUUUACAAUAUGUAAAGCUUUUUAAGGCCAUAGGAUACAGAAGUGUGCUCUAACACCAAUUGAAACCCAAAUUGUUCUUGUUUUAUAGUGAUCAGAAUAAAAGGAUAAGAGAUUAUGAAA
Messenger RNA from Psammomys obesus (fat sand rat), 2103 nucleotides. RefSeq names its product FGFR1 oncogene partner 2 (gene Fgfr1op2). Bases 263 to 1024 code for a protein of 253 amino acids. The transcript has 7 exons. The record is from RefSeq and is a predicted model, not a curated record. Gene Ontology annotation, biological process: response to wounding. Lineage: Eukaryota; Metazoa; Chordata; Mammalia; Rodentia; Muridae.